Panicum virgatum (switchgrass) is the source of this 648-nucleotide messenger RNA. RefSeq names its product glutaredoxin-C4, chloroplastic-like. NCBI's taxonomy places the organism in Eukaryota, Viridiplantae, Streptophyta, Magnoliopsida, Poales, Poaceae. Gene Ontology annotation, cellular component: cytoplasm. Gene Ontology annotation, biological process: cellular response to oxidative stress. The transcript is spliced from 4 exons. Gene Ontology annotation, molecular function: glutathione disulfide oxidoreductase activity. The coding region runs from base 116 to 454 and encodes 112 amino acids. The record is from RefSeq and is a predicted model, not a curated record.
AGUACAUCACCUUCCAGUUCUCUGAAAUUCACAGGCGCAAGCGCAACGUCUUCCUCCUCGCGACCUCGCCCGUCCAGCAACGAGCCCGGGACCGGGAGGGACUAGCAAGCCGCCCAUGGCGCUAGAGAAGGCCAAGGAGAUCGUCGCCUCCUCCCCCGUCGUCGUCUUCAGCAAAACUUAUUGUCCUUUCUGCACCCGAGUAAAGCAACUGCUAGCACAACUGGGGGCGAAUUACAAGGCUGUUGAAUUGGAUGUGGAAAGUGAUGGAUCUGAUUUGCAAUCAGCUCUCGCUGAAUGGACUGGGCAGAGGACUGUUCCAAAUGUCUUCGUUAAAGGAGAGCGUAUCGGUGGCUGUGAUGCGACCAUGGCAAUGCACAACGGUGGGAAGCUGGUGCCUCUGCUGACAGAGGCUGGAGCAGUUAGUGCCCCCGGCACUGCAACUCCGUCUCUGUAGACAGCAUUCUGCUCGUUUGGUGGUUACAUGCAAGUGUUGUGCUACUAAUGUGGUUGUUGUAAAAUAAAGAUAAAUGAGGUGUUUCAUCGACCUGAAUUACCUCUUGAUGUUGACUGUAACUGUAGCUUUGGGUGGCUAUCAAGCCUCUCCUUACAUCUUCAGACACCAAUAAAUCAUCUGUCCAGGUAGUUGAA